UGUUUUACUCCGUUAGAAACGGCGUUCACAUCCUUUUGCCGUUCAAAUGGAAUCGCCAGAUGAGCAAACGGAUGAGGCAAUAGAUUCUACCAAGGAAGUAGUAAAUGGAAGAAAUAGAACAGAAGAAUUGGCCCGAUUUUCAGAGAAAGAAUCAGGGUUAAUAUCUCAACAAGGAGUAAAAAGAGUAUGUUCAGAAGGAUGGUAUUCAGAAUGGCCGGUUAAUCGGAAGAAGUCAAAGAAUAUGAGUAAAAAUGAGGGUAGAAAUGAGGGUAGAAAUAUGUGCAGUGGGUUGAAUAAAGGAAUCAACACGAGUAAAGCAGAAUUUAUGGAAAAUAUAAGAGAAAGAUUAAAAAAGGCAAAAGAGGAAGAAGAGGAGCGUAUUAUGGCGAAAAGAAUAGAGAUUCAGGCUAUGUUAAUUGAGAGGUUGAAUAAUCGUGCGAAAAAAGUGGUAGAAAAGACGCCGAAAUGUUAUUUUAAUGAAGUAAAUCUUGAUAAGACAUAUUUGGGAUUUAGAGAUGCAAAAGAGAGUAUAAAAAAGGAAAAAGAUAUUUUUAGAAGGGAGAAGGACUCUUCUAAAAAAGAGCGUAAUGCAUUUAAGGAAAAAGAUAUCUUAGAAUUGAGUUUUUCUAUGGAUGAAGAAACAUCGGGAUCAGAAGGGAUGUAUAGACCUAAUAAAAAGGUUAAAAAGAGUACGAAUCGUUUAAGGACGUUAGAAGAAUCGAUAGCGUAUGUUUGGAAGGAAAUAUCGAAGAAAGAGGUUCCCAAAGUGUAUAAGAUGAUUCAACAAAAUUAUGCAACACGAAGCAGCAAUUCGCGUAAAACGGCAUUACUUUGCUCGAAAGAAGCAAGACGUUGGCAAUUCCGAACGAACAAGAAUAUCAAAGAUAUGCAAGCACGAGCAAAACGAGCAAUGAGAGAGAUGCUUGUUUUUUGGAAGAGAAAUGAGAAAGAAGAACGAGAACAACGUAAAAAAGAGGAAAAAGAAGCAAUAGAAAAGGCAAAAAAGGCAGAAGAACAAAGAGAAGCCACACGACAAGCGAGGAAAUUAAAUUUCUUAAUUACACAAACAGAAUUAUAUUCUCAUUUUAUUAGUCGAAAAAUAAGAUCUGAAGAGACAAAUAAUGUUGAUGAGAUAAAGGGUCUAUCCAAGGAUAAAGAGGAAAAAGCAUUAGUAGAUAAUUCAUUAGAAAUGAUGGAAACACCACCAUCGAACCAUUGUUCAAUCAAAGAUCUUGAUUUCGAUGGAGUAGAUGAUGAUUCACUUCGGCAGAUUGCUAUUAAGAAUGCACAAAAUGCCAUUUCAUUAGCAAAAAAUCAUGCUGAACAAUUUAAUUCAAUCGGAGAGUCUAAGAAUAUGUUUGACGGUAGUGAAAUGAAUUUUAUGAAUCCAUCAUCUCUAGGAAAUGUCACAAUUACCCAACCGAAAAUGCUUCAAUGUCAACUUAAGGAGUAUCAAAUAAAAGGACUCACAUGGCUAGUUAAUUUGUACGAACAAGGUAUCAAUGGUAUUUUAGCCGAUGAAAUGGGUUUGGGAAAAACAGUACAAUCCAUUUCUGUCAUGGCUUAUCUUGCGGAAAAUCAUAAUAUAUGGGGACCUUUUUUCGUAAUAGCGCCUGCAUCUACCCUUCAUAAUUGGCAACAAGAAAUUACUAGAUUUGUGCCAAAAUUAAAGGUUCUUCCUUACUGGGGAAAUAGUAAGGAUAGAAAGAUUUUACGUAAAUUUUGGGAUCGAAAACAGCUUACAUAUACAGAGGAUGCACCAUUUCACGUUCUCGUUACAUCUUAUCAACUUGUAGUUCAGGAUGCGCAGUAUUUUCAAAGGGUAAAGUGGCAAUACAUGAUUCUUGAUGAGGCACAAGCCAUCAAAAGCUCAAGUAGUUCAAGAUGGAAGAACUUACUUGAUAUGAAAUGUCGAAAUCGCUUACUUUUAACCGGAACACCGAUUCAAAAUACAAUGCAAGAAUUAUGGGCUUUAUUACACUUUAUCAUGCCAAGUUUAUUCGAUUCUCAUGACGAGUUUAGCGAAUGGUUUUCAAAAGAUAUUGAGAGUCAUGCACAGAGUAACACUUCUUUAAACGAGCAACAAUUACAACGUCUUCAUAUGAUUCUUAAACCUUUUAUGUUGCGCCGUGUCAAGAAGCAUGUUCAAAGUGAACUAGGGGAAAAAAUUGAAUUGGAAAUUUAUUGUAAUCUUUCCUAUCGUCAAAAAGCCUAUUAUAAAACAUUACGUGAAAAAAUUUCUAUUGCAGAUAUUAUUGAAAAAGCAACACAAGGUGGUGAUGAAAACGUAGCAAGCCUUAUGAAUAUCGUCAUGCAAUUUAGAAAAGUAUGCAAUCAUCCUUAUUUAUUCGAGAGAAUAGAUGUAAUCUCGCCUUUAUGCUUUGCACAAUGGGUUGAAACACCAUCAUUAAUGCGUGAAGGAUCAAAUCUUUAUAUACCAUAUAGUUUAAAAAGUCUAAUCAAAUUCCAUGUACCAAAACUUUUUUAUCGUAAUGGUGGUAUUUUAAAUAAUCAUGGACCAAAUUCGUCUUUUGGGUUUCGCAUUAAAUAUUUUAAUUAUAUAAUGAAUAUAUUUGACACGAAAUAUAUAUAUGAUUCCUUAUGGAAAAAUCAUCAUGAUUCACCGUUUUCAUGGUCAUAUUUUAUUGGGCUUUCACCUUCCGAACUUUCUAGAUUAUUUCAUUAUAAUAUAUGGAAACGAGCUCUUCGUAACCAAAUGGAUUUAAGUAAAAAGUAUAUGGCAAAAUUGCAUUUAUUAUACAAAGAUAUUCGAAUACCCGAUCAUUUUAUGUUUUUCAUAAAAAAGUUUACCGAACAUGUGUUGAUCUCUGAUAUGGAAAAUGAUUCUCCUAUGUAUAAUUUAUGCAAUAUAUCCCGUAACGUUUUUAUUGAACAAUUACUACAUCGAUUAGAGCCAAUGUAUGAUCAAAAAGUUUCAUCUCCUCCUAUAGACGCUGAAUGUAUAGAUAGAACUUUUACGCUUGAACAAGAGCAGUUUUUUUUUGAUGAAGAUGUUAGAAAAGAAUUUCUUGGAAUUACAGUGUUUGAAGAAAAAAAUAUUAUUGAUAAUAAUAUAGACUUAAAUAUUAUCGAAUAUCCCGUAGAAAAUAUAUUAGGAAGACCAUUGCUUGAAAAAUCAAGCUUUGGAAGACUUCGAAUGCCUGCUAUGAGUAGAUUUGUUACGGAUUCAGGAAAACUUGCAAAAUUAGAUGAACUCUUAGCCGUUUUAAAGGCAGGUGGACAUCGCGUACUUAUAUACUUUCAAAUGACUAAAAUGAUCGAUUUAAUGGAAGAAUAUUUGACAUAUAGACAAUAUAAGUACCUUCGUCUGGAUGGAUCAUCUAAAAUUAAUGAUAGAAGAGACAUGGUAAAUGAUUGGCAAACACGACCGGAAAUAUUUGUAUUUCUUCUUAGUACUCGCGCGGGUGGUCUUGGUAUUAAUUUGACAGCAGCAGAUACCGUAAUAUUUUAUGAUUCCGAUUGGAAUCCAAGUUCAGAUGCACAAGCUACAGAUAGAGCGCAUCGUAUUGGUCAAAUGAAGCAAGUUACAGUGUAUAGAUUUGUCACUCGAGGAACAAUUGAAGAACAUAUUUUAGAACGGGCAAAACAAAAACAACAAGUACAAAAUAUUGUUAUUUCCGGAGGAAAAUCGAUAGACUUUGGUAAAAAUCAUAGAGAAGUUGUUUCUUGGCUUCUUAAUGAUGAUGAAUUGGAAAAAAUUCAAGAACACCAAAAUCAGAAAAAUCAUAAAUCAAAUUUAUCACAAAAGGGCAGUUUAAAAAAAUUAUUUUAAAAAUCAAAUAGACCAUUUUUCAAGUCUUAUUAAUUUUGUAUCAGAU
Molecule: messenger RNA, 3839 nt
Organism: Pneumocystis carinii B80
Lineage: Eukaryota; Fungi; Ascomycota; Pneumocystomycetes; Pneumocystales; Pneumocystaceae
Exons: 6
Coding region: 47-3793 (1248 amino acids)
Biological process (GO): DNA repair
Cellular component (GO): Ino80 complex
Molecular function (GO): ATP binding; DNA binding; ATP-dependent chromatin remodeler activity
Source: RefSeq, a predicted model, not a curated record